Molecule: messenger RNA, 1577 nt
Organism: Humulus lupulus (European hop)
Lineage: Eukaryota; Viridiplantae; Streptophyta; Magnoliopsida; Rosales; Cannabaceae
Product: peptide chain release factor PrfB1, chloroplastic
Exons: 7
Coding region: 51-1427 (458 amino acids)
Biological process (GO): translational termination
Cellular component (GO): cytoplasm
Molecular function (GO): translation release factor activity, codon specific
Source: RefSeq, a predicted model, not a curated record
CCCUAGCGUGGCGGGUAAUGAACUGAGCAAGAGAGCGAGCUUCGUUAGCCAUGGAUUGUCUUCUUCAACCUCUCUGCAGCUCAACCUCGGUUAUUAUCCCAAAACCCAUCAAUAAUUCACUGCCAUUAAUGCCAAAGCCAAUACAUUUGCUUUCGCUCAACCCCAUAUCCUUCUCCUUCUUAUCCUCAAAGAACCUCCCACUUCCUUCUCGCUCUCCUCCUUAUGUUUUGUAUGCAACACAACAAAGCCAAGUAAGUGAGGGUGUCAACAAUGAGACUAGAGAAUGGGCUAUGCAAGAUUUCUAUUCCCUUAGAAAAGAUGUAGAAGCAGCUUCCGAACGUGUUGAAGAGAUUAGAGCCUCUGCUGGUCUGCAACAACUAGAAAAAGAAGUUGCAGCUUUGGAGUCCAAAGCAUCCGAUAGUGCUUUCUGGGAUGAUCGAGCCAGCGCUCAGGAAACCCUUUCAGCUCUCAAUGAUGUCAAAGACAAGAUAAAACUGCUUACCGAGUUCAAAACAAAGGUUGAGGAUGCAGAAACAAUAGUCACUCUAACUGAAGAAAUGGACUCCACAGACACUGCAUUGCUUGAAGAGGCUAACAGUAUCAUCAAGGAAUUGAACAAGGCGUUAGACCGGUUUGAGUUGACUGAACUUCUUUCUGGUCCAUAUGACAAAGAAGGAGCUGUUAUCUCUAUAACAGCUGGUGCUGGAGGCACUGAUGCUCAGGAUUGGGCUGACAUGCUUCUCAGGAUGUAUGUGAGAUGGGGAGAAAAGCAGAGAUACAAGACAAGAGUGGUUGAGAAAUCCCCAGGAGAGGAAGCAGGGAUCAAGUCAGCAACACUUGAAGUUGAAGGUCGAUAUGCUUAUGGGUACUUGUCCGGCGAGAAAGGAACUCAUCGGAUUGUAAGACAGUCCCCUUUUAACGCCAAAGGUCUUCGCCAGACAAGCUUUUCUGGUGUUGAAGUCAUGCCUCUUCUUCCUGAAGAGUCCUUAGCUGUUGAAAUCCCUGAGGAGGAUUUGGAUAUAAGUUUUUCAAGGGCAGGAGGGAAAGGUGGCCAGAAUGUGAACAAAGUCGAAACUGCAGUCAGAAUCACUCACAUCCCAACUGGUGUCACUCUUCGGUGUACAGAGGAGAGGUCUCAGCUGGCGAACAAGAUCAAGGCGCUUAGCCGGUUGAAAGCUAAGUUGUUGGUCAUAGCCGAGGAGCAAAGGGCAACCGAGAUCAAGCAAAUACGAGGUGAUGCGGUGAAGGCCGAGUGGGGGCAGCAAAUUAGGAACUAUGUUUUCCACCCCUACAAGCUGGUGAAGGAUGUAAGGACCAGUUUGGAAACAUCAGAUGUUAGCUCUGUAAUGGAUGGUGAAUUGGAUCCCUUCAUCAAGGCUUACCUCAAACUCAAAUACACCACUGCCAUGUCUUCAAAUGAGGUUUAGCCAUUAGCAUAGAUAGUGUUACUUGGUAAAACUUCUUUUUGGUGAUUCUUCCUUUUUGUUAUGAAUGUAAAUUGAGUAAAGUCUGACUCUUAUCAGUGUUCAUCACGGUGAGUAGAUAUAAUAUAUAGAAUAAAUAUAAUUUUUGCCCCG